Molecule: messenger RNA, 2076 nt
Organism: Fusarium tjaetaba
Lineage: Eukaryota; Fungi; Ascomycota; Sordariomycetes; Hypocreales; Nectriaceae
Product: fungal specific transcription factor factor domain protein
Exons: 2
Coding region: 1-2076 (691 amino acids)
Biological process (GO): DNA-templated transcription; positive regulation of transcription by RNA polymerase II
Molecular function (GO): zinc ion binding; DNA-binding transcription factor activity, RNA polymerase II-specific; sequence-specific DNA binding
Source: RefSeq, a predicted model, not a curated record
AUGAGCCUUGGCGAUAUUCAACCAAACGCCACAGAUGAGGAGCUGCGAAAUCGGAUGGCCAAUGUGCAAAAAUGUGACUACCGCAAGCCCUGCGGUAACUGCGUCAAGGCUGACGAGCAAUGCUACGCUGCGUCUUCUACCCGCCCAUUACAAGAUCUCGUGACAACACAAGGUCCGCUUGUCGUUCGGUCAGAUGAGAUGGCUGCCCUCGACGAGCGCAUCUCCCGGAUUGAGCAGAUGACCCAGCAUCAGGGCUUGAGAACCUACCCUAGCGAACCUGGAAACUCCCAGGCUCAUGUCCAGGAAAGACCGGGUCUUGAUGCCACCGCUGCAUCGCCCUCCAUCCUCGCGGACCCGUCGCAUUUGUCGAGAAGUACACCGGCUAUGGCACUGUUGGCUGCCUUUGCGGCACCAAUUUCAGAAAUCGGUUCGCCCAGUGUCACGGUAGACGCUAGGCAAAGACCUUGUCCCCAAGGAGACCUCGAGGACAUGGUUGACAGCGCGACAGAGGAAACAUUAUUUAGUAUCUACAACGACAAAGUGCAAUGGCGGUACCCUUUCCUCCGCCUAUACCAACUAAGGAACCGUCACGAGCGAUCGUCUGAACCUUGCACCCUCUUCUUUAUCAGCAUGAUCUACUCGAUAGGUCUGUUACUCGGAAGGAGUGGCCCUAACCUAUUUUCUGGACUGAAGCAGGAAGAUUUCUACAGCAAGGCAGUCACGCAAUACCUCGCGUACGUCUUCAAGGACCCUGACCAGCUGCUCCACAUACAAGCAUAUCUCAUCAUUGCCAUGCAUGCUAUUUAUUCCCCUUCAACGGAGCGCAUUAUCACGAUUACCUCAGCUGCCAUGAGAUACUGCGUAAUGGCCCAACUCCACUGUGAUGCUGCCGAACCUGCUCCUGUAGAUGUUGCCGCGCGUAUUCGGAUCCAACUUCGCCGGCGCAUCUUCUGGUGUACCUACAAACUCGACCGAACGGUGGGUGGGACGUAUCACCUACCCAUGUCUAUUCCAGACUCCCAGAUCAGCGUCAAGAUGUACGCCAACAUUGAUGAUAUGGAGCUCGAUGAUAGGUGCAACAGCGCGUUUCCUGAUGAGGCCCAGGGAGUGUCUCGCUUCACGGAUGUCUCGGCGGCUCUGCACGUUGUCUACUGCCGCCAGAUCCAAAGUGAAAUUCUCAACUCUACACUUCACCGCGAUUACAGUCAGCAUCUUGAUCGGAAUGAUGCUUGGCGCCUCCGGGUCCUGGAGAAGCUCGAUCGCUGGAGGUCACUCUGGGAGCGUUAUGCUGACACGCCGUCGCAAAACCUUGCCGGCAGUGACUGGAUCAACAUGAUGUACAGCUACAGUCUCAGCAUGCUGUAUCAGCCUACCAAGACUUCUGUCUUCUACUCAGCAGGGACCUGGACCGUAAAGGCCUGCAUGCAGGCAUGUCUCAUCUUCCGAAAGUUUCAAAAGGACACCACCGUUACGGACCUCUGGCUAGGUCUCAUUGCCCAAUUCAAGUGUGGCGUGUCUCUUCUGUAUACAUUCUUUGCUACACCGCCUCAGAUAAGGCCAGCUGCAUACGAGCACCCCGACGUUGCUGAGGCUGUGAGAGCAUGCAGUAUCACUCUCACGCUCAUAGCCGAGCGUUGGCCUCAGGCCAGGUGCAUCAGAGACACGUUCGAUAUUCUUGCUCGUGAGGUUCCUCUGUUCGAACAUGCAUUAGCUAGAACGGCCACAACGGGACGGAGAGUGAGACCGGAAGCUAGAAAGAGUCUCCUCUCGUUGCUCCAGCAGAUUGAGCCAAUAGUUGUCCAUAGAGAUACUCUACGGAUGAUCCGGGAGAUUGCGACAGAUGACUUUCCUUUUCAUGACCAGGCGCCACAGGCCACUGUAAUAGACCAACCGAACAGCACUUCGCAGGAGCAUAGUUACGAGUCGCCGUCACAACAAUUAGAGAUUGCAGUCGACUUUUUCCAACCACUGACGCCGUCUGCGUUACAGCUGGAUAUUGCUGGGUCUGGACUUCAAAGCAUUGGAGACUCGUCCAUCGAAUUCCCUGCGUACUUUGACCUGGCAGACUAUCUAUGA